AUGUCUUACAGAGGAGAUAGUUAUAAUAACCAAGACGGUGGCUAUGGUGGCUAUGGCAGAGGCUAUUCAGACGGAGGUAAUCGCGGUAAUUAUAGAGGAGGAGGCGGCGGCGGCGGUCGUUUCAACUCCUCUCGUGGAUCCUACGGAGGCGGCAGAGAUAACUUUUCAUCUGGAGGCCGUAAGAACGACUUCUAUGAGUCGGAAGCAGGUGCUAAUUUAGAAAAGAAGGAUUGGACAAACGAAAGUUUGACCCCAUUCCAGAAAGAUUUUUAUAAGGAGCAUGAAGAUGUUAGCAACCGUUCCGACGCUGAAGUCGACGCGUAUCGUAAAGAAAAGGAGAUUGUUAUUCACGGUUUGAACGUACCCAAGCCAGUUACAAAUUUCGAUGAAGCUUGUUUCCCCAACUAUGUUUUGAAGGAGGUUAAGCAAUUGGGAUUUGAAGCACCGACUGCCAUUCAACAACAAGCCUGGCCGAUGGCUAUGUCUGGUCGUGAUAUGGUUGGUAUUUCGGCUACUGGUUCUGGUAAGACUCUUACUUACUGUUUACCCGCAAUCGUCCACAUUAAUGCUCAGCCAUUGCUUGCUCCAGGUGAUGGUCCCAUUGUUCUUGUUUUGGCUCCUACUCGUGAGUUAGCAGUCCAAAUUCAAACUGAGUGCACCAAGUUCGGUCGCUCUUCUCGUAUUCGUAACACUUGUGUUUAUGGUGGUGUCCCUCGUGGUCCCCAAAUUCGUGACUUAAUUCGUGGUGUAGAAAUUUGCAUUGCUACUCCCGGUCGUCUUUUGGAUAUGCUUGAUGCCAACAAGACUAAUCUUCGUAGAGUUACUUACUUGGUUUUGGAUGAAGCUGAUCGAAUGUUGGAUAUGGGUUUCGAACCUCAAAUUCGUAAAAUCGUUGACCAAAUUCGUCCUGACCGUCAAACUUUGAUGUUUUCCGCUACAUGGCCUAAGGAGGUUCAACGUCUCGCUCGUGACUACUUGAAUGAUUACAUUCAAUGUACCGUUGGUUCUUUGGAUUUGUCUGCUUCUCACACUAUCAAACAAGUUAUUCAAGUUGUUGACAAUACUGAAAAGAGUGCACGUCUUGGCCGUGACAUUGAAGAUAUUUUGAAGGAGCAUGACAACAAGGUUUUGAUUUUCACAGGUACAAAGCGUGUUGCUGAUGAAAUUACCCGGUUUUUAAGACAAGAUGGAUGGCCCGCUCUUGCCAUUCAUGGUGACAAGGCCCAAGAUGAGCGUGAUUGGGUAUUGGGAGAGUUCCGUUCAGGAAAGUCUCCUGUUAUGGUUGCAACCGACGUUGCUUCCAGAGGUAUAGAUGUGAAAGGAAUUACUCACGUCAUUAAUUAUGACUUCCCUGGAAACACUGAAGAUUAUGUUCAUCGUAUUGGACGUACUGGUCGUGCUGGCGCUAAGGGUACCGCUUACACGUACUUCACUUCUGACAAUUCCAAACAAGCUAAGGAGUUGAUUGGAAUUUUGCGUGAAGCCAAGCAAGAGAUUGAUCCCAAAUUAGAAGAGAUGGUCCGUUACUCUGGUGGCGGUCGUUUCGGUGGUGGAUAUCGCAGAGGUGGUGGUUACGGUAGAGGAGGAGGAGGAUUCCGCCGUGGCGGUGGUGGUGGUUACGGUGGACGUGGCCGCUCCUUUACGGGUAGUAAUAACCAACCUCUCAGUCACUCUAAGUGGUAA
This is a messenger RNA of Schizosaccharomyces osmophilus, 1683 nucleotides long. RefSeq names its product ATP-dependent RNA helicase Dbp2 (gene dbp2). The coding region runs from base 1 to 1683 and encodes 560 amino acids. Lineage: Eukaryota; Fungi; Ascomycota; Schizosaccharomycetes; Schizosaccharomycetales; Schizosaccharomycetaceae. The record is from RefSeq and is a predicted model, not a curated record. Gene Ontology annotation, biological process: rRNA processing. Gene Ontology annotation, cellular component: cytoplasm; nucleus; ribonucleoprotein complex. The transcript has 2 exons. Gene Ontology annotation, molecular function: RNA helicase activity; ATP binding; RNA binding.